Cygnus atratus (black swan) is the source of this 3489-nucleotide messenger RNA. It is a transcript of the gene SAP30L, whose product is annotated as SAP30 like. Gene Ontology annotation, biological process: regulation of DNA-templated transcription. The transcript is spliced from 4 exons. Gene Ontology annotation, molecular function: protein binding; transcription coregulator activity. NCBI's taxonomy places the organism in Eukaryota, Metazoa, Chordata, Aves, Anseriformes, Anatidae. The record is from RefSeq and is a predicted model, not a curated record. The coding region runs from base 91 to 627 and encodes 178 amino acids. Gene Ontology annotation, cellular component: histone deacetylase complex.
CGGCUGAGGCGGCGGCGGCUGAGGGGCUGAGGCGCUGAGGCGGUUCUCCCUCCCCCCGGCCCGGGCGAGGGGCGGGCGGGCGGGCGGGCGAUGAAUGGUUUCAGCACCGAGGAGGACAGCCGGGAUGGGCCUCCCGCCGCCCCCUUCUACGGCCAGAGCUGCUGCCUCAUCGACGACGGGGACCGCUGCGUGCGCCCCGCCGGCAACGCGUCCUUCAGCAAGAGGAUCCAGAAGAGCAUCUCGCAGAAGAAGCUCAAGCUGGACAUCGAUAAAAGCGUGAGACAUCUGUAUAUAUGUGAUUUUCACAAGAACUUUAUUCAAAGCGUCCGAAACAAAAGAAAAAGGAAGACCAGUGAUGAUGGAGGUGACUCUCCUGAGCAUGACACAGAUGUCCCAGAGGUCGAUUUGUUCCAGCUCCAAGUGAAUACUCUGCGACGUUACAAGAGACAUUAUAAGCUGCAGACAAGGCCUGGACUCAACAAGGCUCAGCUAGCAGAAACUGUCAGUCGUCACUUCAGGAAUAUUCCUGUGAAUGAGAAAGAGACGCUUGCAUAUUUCAUCUAUAUGGUAAAGAACAACAAGAGCAGGCUGGACCAGAAAUCAGAAAGUAGCAAGCAACUAGAAUGAAGAUUCACAAGAGACUCGGAAUAAGAGGGAUCUUGAAGGAACAGAUGGUAUUGUGCAUUUUAGGUAUAUUAAAACUGUUCAAGUAUAUUGUAAAUUUUUUUAAAACGCAGUAAGUCUGGAUGACGGGAAAGUAUAGACAUUUUUAUCAGGAAUAUAUGAAAACAUGUGCACAGCAUGUUUCUGAAGACUUCUCUUCCCUCAUUUAAAAGUCGCAUUGGAAUCAAGAAAUGAGGAUAAUGAGGAAACAAAGUAAACUUGUAGGACUGCAGAGUCUGCCAACUCAGUGUUUUAAAACAUUUCUGGAAAUCUGCAUCUCAAUGUAAUUUAGAUCACAGAUGGAUUUUUUUUUCACUGAAUUUAGACUGCAUCACAAAACACCAUGCAGUUUGUCUUGGCACAGGACUGGAAUAGCAGCAGAGAUGAAAUUCAUUAUCGAGGUGCGUGGGUCAGAAGUUUGUCUGAAGCUUGCUCCCCACCUACACGUGCUCAGUCUUGCCUUGAGUCAGUGCUUCAAGUCUCAAACUUCUACGAAUGCUCCAGCUCACCAAAUGUACUCCAGUGAACGCAACUUGACUAGUCUGAAAUUUUAUUUUUCUCACCUUGUUUCACCCGACAUGGAAGCCAAACAACUUUCUACAAUCUCUUUUUUUCUAAGUUCUUGUAUUUAAGAACUCACAACUUAAUUGUCUGUAAGCAUUUAAGAACUUCUGCAGUUCCUCAGAAUGUGGUAUCAAGGCAAAUACAGCUUAUUUGCUGGGUUUGAUUGCGUUGGUAGAAAUGCUCAUUUAAUUCACUUGUAUGUGGUUCCCUUGUAUUCAAGGCUGGGUGAUGAUAGGUGAAAGAAUGGGUUCAACAUCUGUCUCUUAAUCUCUGUGCCACGUCAGGUGUCAGUCACAGGCGAUGUGAAUUUUACACUGAAGCUAGUCUUUAGCAGGUGUCACAAAACUGCUGUGUGGAUUAAUAGGCUUGGCAGUCUCCAGCGUAAAGACAAGCUAACGGGUGUAGUGCCAUAACCAGGGUAGCAAACAGGCUGGAGCACGGUGCAUUUCAUCUGCCUCUACAAGCAAACAAAGCAUCCUGAGUAUUGGAGCACUUGCCUGUUGUGAGCAUUACGUGCGCUCUCUGAGAGUUCUCUGUAGCAGAGGGUGGCAUGCUGGUGCUCGCUAACUGGGCACUGUAGGAAGAAAUCUCUCUGAUUCUGUUAUUUAAGGCCAAGGUGUCCUUACAAAUAACACAGUAGUUAUUUUGGCAAAAGGAGCUUGUGAAAGUGUUGGUCGUGACUGUCUGUUCUCCUGUGACCUCAAAUUCUACUCAAGGGGAUCUCACGAUUUAAAGCACCGCUCUGUUUCCAUGCUGUCCUAACCAACGUCUCCGCUCUGUCAAAAGAUGCCAAGACUCCACAUAGAGAGUGUAUUCUCAACAAGCCUUAAGCAAUGAACUGAACAGUAAAAAAAAAAAACAUUGGCUAGCAUUUUGCCAAUGGCAGGUUUUAAUAUUCCCAAACUGGAUGAAGCUUUGUUGAAGAACGGAACACACAGGUCACAAUCCCAGCUUCGUACUGCAUCACGUGUUUUGUAGGGCGUGAAGGGUUCACACAGUGAAGCUCUUGCUGAAGCUCUCCCAGGGUCUCUUUAAAAAUCACGUCAAUUUAAAGCAAGCUGUUCACAUCAGCUUUGAAUUGUGUGCUAAUACUCUAUCAACAAGUUAAAUGAACUUCAGUGUGUUAAAGUCCUGUGUCAUAGGCACAAUAAUCUGUUAUGGUACAUGCCCCAUUUGUGAAGUUUUGGAGAGUGCAAUGGUUUCAGCAUUUCCUUGUUUGUUUCCAUAUGGAUUUUAAGAACAUUGGACACGAGAGGCUCACGGAAUGAGGAGAGGAUGUCUUGCAUUGGUAUUUCAUGAAUGUUUAAAACUUUCCUAAUUAUCCCGGUCCUUUCGUUACUGAAAGGGUGGAACAAUUCCCACAUCAGUCAACAUGAUCUGGCUUCUCUCAUUCAAGACAGAUAGGCAAAGUGGUACGUUCUCUGACUGCAUGUUAAUAUUCCAAGUGCUCAUGUAAUCAGAGGAUAUCACCAAGGGAAAACGAGUUUCUGAGUUGAGAGUUGUGCCUCAUCGUAACUUCUAGACCAAAACUGUAAAAAAUGUAGUUUGGGGGUUCCUUUUUUGUUGUUGUAUUUGUUUUUUUGAUUUUUUUUUUGUCAUUUGAUUUUAUUUCUAAAAGUAAAUAAAUCUGUUGGGGGUGUUUUAGCAGCCAGCAGCAAAAUGAUUCUUUUCAAGGAAAUAUGGUGGCAGGUUCCAUCUGUUCAGGUGUAUUCACUGGAAUGCUUUGUGCAGAGGUGGUAUCCAGGAAACUUUUUUUUUUUUUCUGAAAAUAAUCAAUGGAUGUAAAAUGUGAUUCUUGGUUUCUCUCUUAAAGCAAUUAUACUUCUUGGGAAAAAUUCUUAGUGAAGUGUGAUGAUGAAGAGAUGUUUACCAGCCAUUAGCAGUUGUUUAUAAGGUGGAAAGCUUCGGGGCAGGAUACCAAAGAAACAGAAGAGUCUUUGGCUGUCAGACCCCAUAGCCUUAUAAACCCUUGCAAAUGCCUUAUUACCUUGUUCUCAACUUAGCCACAGCAAAACGCCUUGAGCAAAAGAAAGCCGAUGUCUCGCUGGAAGGGUUAGCCACUUUCUGGCUGCCGUGCUAUAAACUGAAAUCACGUGUCAAUUCAGUAGCAAUAUCCAUGUUCAGGGUGCCUGUGAUUCUUGAAAAGCAUUUAGUGUCUAAUAACCAGAAAACGCAACAAUGCAAUUGUCAUUCUGUAUAAUACCGUUCUGUGUAUUUGAUUCCUUAUGCUGCAUGCCAAUUAAAAAAAGACUUUCCAACUUU